AUGGCUCGCAAGACGACCUUGGAUCUGGUCAACGAAUGCGAUAACUUUCCCUACCGCUACGACGACGUCAAAACAUACGACCAUGCCGUAUCGGCUUACUACUCCUUCAAGCUGAACGGAUGUCCAUCCACUCUCGGCUAUGUCACACCCAACAUCGCUGGUCGUCUGCCUCUCGACAAGCACUGGUCUGUGGAUCAUGUCAACCACACACUCAUGUUUCAGCCACAAAAUGCCAGUACCUUGGAACAGCGCAAUGCGAUACUUGCCGAGUAUCUGCAGCAAGUUCGACAACAGCACGUCUUUAAAGUCCUGGACGGCUGGCGAGACGAGUUGUAUCCUAUCUAUGGCCCUAAUCGCGAGCUGAUUCUGAGCAUGGAGCGCUCUGCUAGCGCGCUGUUCGGCGUUGUCACGUAUGGCGUCCACAUGACCGCUUAUGUUGCUUCUGAUAGUGAAGGUGGAAUGAAGAUCUGGGCGCCGAGACGUGCGGAGACCAAGCAGACCUACCCCGGCAUGAUGGACAAUACCGUUGCCGGUGGAUUGAGUACUGGCGAGGAGCCUUUGGAGUGCUUGAUUCGAGAGUGUGAGGAAGAGGCCUCGAUACCGGAGAAUAUUGCUCGACAAGCAAAGGCGUGUGGGACUUUGACAUACUUCCACAUCCGCGACGCGCGAGCUGGCGGCGAGACGGAAUUGUGCCAGCCGGAGUGUCAAUACGUUUAUGAUCUGAAGCUGCCAUCAGACUUUGUGCCAAAGCCGGGUGAUGAUGAAGCAAUCGAUUUCAGGUUGCUCUCAAUCGCAGAAGUUCAGGAAGCGCUGGCUGAUGGGAAGUUCAAACCGAACUGCGCUUUGUUAUUGGUCGAAUUUCUCAUCCGGCAUGGCUUUCUGACACCAGAAGGAGAGCCAGAUUACAUCGAUAUAGUGUCGAGACUGCACAGGAAAAUGGAAUUCCCUCUGCGGUAG
Messenger RNA from Cyphellophora attinorum, 957 nucleotides. RefSeq lists its product as uncharacterized. The record is from RefSeq and is a predicted model, not a curated record. Lineage: Eukaryota; Fungi; Ascomycota; Eurotiomycetes; Chaetothyriales; Cyphellophoraceae. The transcript has a single exon. Bases 1 to 957 code for a protein of 318 amino acids. Gene Ontology annotation, molecular function: 8-oxo-dGDP phosphatase activity.